UGGUAUUUGUGAAUUAUUUCACAAUAACUACUCUCUAUGAGGUAUUGACAAUAACUCAUUAAUGAGUUAUUUCAAAUUAACUCAAGUACAAAUAACUCACGAUCAACUUUUGUAGACAAACGGGUUAUUUGCACCCAAAUAACUCAGAAUAACUCAUCCAAACGACCCCUAAACAAAUUGACUGCAUUCAAAACUUCAAUGAUGACUAUGUCAAAACAUUAAAGUUUAGUGACUAAUUAGUAAUAGCCUUACUUUUUUUUGUUUCCCUCGACGUAUCUUCUCGCCACACUUCCAAAACACUGAAACAGAGUGGUGGAGGGGAAGAAACAGCAGAGAAUCUGUUCAUCUUCUUUCAGUCUGUCGAAGCUGCAGAGUCGCCAACUUAGCCUUGCCGCCGUAAGUGCCAUUUUUCCCGCCGGUCGCCGGUGUUCUGUUGUCAAAGACUCCCCCGAUUCCUAAAGGUUUUCAUCGACCAACCUUCGAUUCUGCCGGUUUUCUGCUAGGGUUUUCCAUUUAUACAACCAUCAAUCCUCUAUAUAGCAACCUGCUGUAAGAACGUAUUCCAACCUUUAUAGCAUUCAGGGUUUAGCUUCUAAGCUCAUUGCUACUGCAUUAGAUGUUUGCAUUCAUACACUAGAAGUAAUUUUUCUGCUAUAGUCCAUGUGCUGGCGUCUUAGAUUGGAAGAUGUCACUCAGUUGGCUUUCUAAUCGCGUUUGUAUACUGCAAAUGAACGGGAAUUUUUCUGCACCUUAACUGCAUUGGUACUAUGGUUCGGUGUCUAAUUACGACGAUGAUGAACGUAUUAUGUAGCUUGAUGCUUGUUGUAUUUGACUAACUAUGGCUUCAUUUCAAUGUCUAGACUCUAGUCACGAUGAAGAAGCAGAAAGUUGAUGAUGAAUCAAAGGCCAAGAACGAAAACCCUAGCUCCUCCCUCCUCCUCCAUGGAUUUGUCAGCCCCAAAAUCAUAUACCCGAAUCGCCUGAAUCUCUCAUCCUACACUCCUUCAUGUCUGAUGAUGGACUACAUCGUCCACUGCAUAAACAGGGCCCUGGCCGACAACUUCUACUUCAAGCGCGCAUCCCCCAACUACCACCCCUACAUUCUGCGCUUGUAUUUCGGCAUCAUCUUCUGGAUCCAAUGCUUGCGAGCAGGCAACAAUGUCGCCGCAAUCCCCAUCGAACACCACCAGUUCCUUACAAGCUUCCUGUCCUUCCACCCGCUCGAGACCUUACCCAUUCCCGGGCCUCUCCUGGUCCUCUUCAAAACCCUAUGCUGUUCCCAGCCAGAGAUCAAAAGCUACGGCACAGUCUACCCUCGCCUCCCAACCCAUCCGGGCCCCAAGAAGCGAAGCAAGUUCGUCUCGAAAGCCAUAGCUAACCACUUCCUUCCUAAUGUCCCGGGGAUUUUCGCACUGCUUCAUCACCUCAAUUCACUCGUUAAUGCCAAAUUGGAGCCCAUUUACCCUAAGCUAGGCAAGCAUUGUCCUGUUCCAGCUGAGGGGGAGUCACCGACGACAUUCGGUCACCACAUUUUCCCGGCUUCUAGUGCCGAGAGAACUGAGCUUGAGAAGUGGAGUCUUGUUACCCCUGGACUCCAGUAUCCCUGUGAGGCCGAUCAGAAGCUCAACGAAGCGUUUGCUGAACGCUUCGGUAAGUUUGGCUUUCCAAAAAUGUCAGCUGACGAUGACCUCACAAACAUUUGGGCGUUUAUGGGGAUGGAACAUAAAAUGGCAUGGUUUAACCAGGUGAAGGGAGUAGCUGAAACUGCUGCUGAAUUCUUUGAUGGGUCUGGUACUCUAGCGGAUUGCAGCGUUGAUGAAGGCUUGGUGUCUAACCAGAUCGUUUGUGUGAUGUCUUCGUGUGAGGCUAAUAAGCAGAAGCUGAAAAAUGUGCCUACUUGUUCUGCUGACUGGGAGUCUCUCAUGGCGCCAUUCACAUUUAAGCUGAAGACCACAGCUCGCUCUCUUCCUCCAUUUGCGGAAGCUGCUGCUGCUUAUUCCCAGACCCACAUUCGGGUUCAUGAGGGGCAUCCCAUGUAUGGCAGUUUCGGCCAGAAGUCGAAGCAUGAUGGCCCGUUUUGGGAAAUUAGGCCGAUUGAGUCGAGCCCUGUUGACGAUUCAUCCUACUCAGCGAUUAGUUGGAUUGUGUACAAGAUGCACAAGACUAGGUAGGUAAAGGUUAGGGAUUUACAGGAGGUGUCGAUUGAAACAGCGAUGAUAGGCUUUGAGGUUAUCCUUGUAGCUCCGAAUUACUGCAAUUUACAGAGCGGUAAACUUUGUAGCGGAUUAUCUAACGUCAUCAGUCCACUUAUUAGCUUCAGGAUAAACGUGAAUGCUGCCAGAACAAGUGUGUGUGAUUGGAGGGUCGUCAAUUACAAAGAAGGUAAGAAAGGAAUAAGAAAGAUCGCCGCUUUGAUCCCUGAGAAAGGCACACAGACAAACAUGAAAGAGCCUUACCAGCUGACGAGUGUUUGCUGCUCUUCCACCACAAUAAUAUAGUUGGAUAUCCAAAAAGAAAACAACUGUAUCAAAUAACAGAAGACCGAAGAGUUUGGACUCUUGCAAACUGCAACUUUCAGGUUUUGAUUCUUUCAAUGACUAUAAGCUUUGAACUAAACCCACAUCACAUCA
Messenger RNA from Linum trigynum, 2630 nucleotides. Lineage: Eukaryota; Viridiplantae; Streptophyta; Magnoliopsida; Malpighiales; Linaceae. The record is from the annotation of a GenBank genome assembly.